Molecule: messenger RNA, 592 nt
Organism: Paramecium octaurelia
Lineage: Eukaryota; Ciliophora; Oligohymenophorea; Peniculida; Parameciidae
Source: the annotation of a GenBank genome assembly
AUGAGAAGCAAAUAUUAUAUAGGAAGCUAAGGUUGGGAUGUAAAAUAAUCAUGUCCAUAAUAUAUUAAUGAGAAUGAUUGUUUUAAUUUUUAAAUAAAAAAAUAACAAAGAUUUUAAUUAAUGAAGGGAUAGGUUGAAUAAUAGAAGGGAGCAACAAAGACUGUCAAAAAGGUUAAAACAACAAAUAAAAAAGCUCCAGUUAGGUAAAAUUUAGCAUUUAAAUUAGAUUAUGGGUUAAGGCUGUAUUUACAGGUUUUAGAAGAUCGAAAGUUUAAUAGAAUGAAAACCAAGCAUUACUCAAAAUUGAACAUGUCAAUGAUGUUGCUUCAAGUAGAUUCUAUUGGGGAAAAAGAGUUGCAUACAUUUACAAAGCCCAUUCAUUAAAGAAUAACACCAAAUUCAGAGUAUUUAUUAAUUUCAUUCAGGCAAUUUGGGGACGAAUUAGUAAAUCACAUGGAAGCAAUGGAGUUGUUACUGCUCGUUUUGGUAGAAAUCUUCCUCCAAGAGCUAUUGGAUCAACCCUUAGAGUGUUCCUUUAUCCAAACAGAGCUUGAAUUUACAUAUACAAUAUACAAUAAUACAUUAAUCAAUU